Endocarpon pusillum Z07020 is the source of this 891-nucleotide messenger RNA. RefSeq lists its product as uncharacterized. The record is from RefSeq and is a predicted model, not a curated record. Lineage: Eukaryota; Fungi; Ascomycota; Eurotiomycetes; Verrucariales; Verrucariaceae. Bases 1 to 891 code for a protein of 296 amino acids. The transcript has a single exon.
AUGAUUUCUAGCGGUUUGUCUCCAAUUGCAGCUUCAUGGGAGCACUUCCAAUCAAGGUCGGAUAAUGUUCUUGCCAAUUUACAAAUCGUCUCUGAAGCAAUCACUUAUCAGCCGGACUUGGGCUCGGCGCUACCUAAGAUGAUCGAGGACUUCACGGACAAGAUGCCGCAGAUCAGGAGCCUCAUCGAAAACUCUACCGAGGCCGGUUCAGAGCAGGAUUGGUUACUAAAAGUGGCAGAAGAGCAGAAGAAAGCUCUCAGCAAUGGUGAUAAACGUCUUCAGGAUCAGCGUGAGAGGCUGCAGGACGUUGAACGAGAACUUCUUGACAUGAAGAAUUCUUUACAAGAGGUCAAAGUUCAAAAGGAGAAGCUUGACGCAGAGAUGUCGACUUUGCGCACUAUAAUAGCGGACUACCGAAAAACCAAGCAGGAUUUGGAAACAGAGAAUAUGCAGACCGCAAGUUACAGCGCAGCGGAACGCAAGCGCUUAGAGAAAGAGCUUCAUGAUUUGAGGAACACAACAACCACGGAGCUGCAGCAGUUGCGCGACACUACGAAUGAGGAGCUUUGUCAACUGCGAACAGUGACCGAAGUUGAGCUUCGUGGGUUGAGAGAGACUGCGGCCAACGAUAUCAAUCAAUUGAGGGAAGCAGCUGACAGAGAAAUUGCAGAUCAGAAGGUGGAGUCUGACACUCGCAUGCAAGUACUUGAUACUUGUGAAAAGAACUAUGAAAUAAUCCGACAAGAUCUUCAAAAUAGGGAGCGAGAGCCGCAAAGAAAGAACGAGUCGGAAUUGAAGAGGUUGCAAGAAGAAAUCCGGACCGAAAAAGAGCAGCUGACCAAGGGAUUGCUUCAACCAAAGAGAGCCUUUAGAAGCGGGAAGACGAAAUGA